AUGAACAACAAUAUCAGCAAUAGCAGUCAAUCAAAAUCAAAAGAAGAUGAAGAAGUGACAAUCGACUUUUCACCAGAGGAAGCCCCUUCGUCGUCGCUUUGGACUCCCUCAGGCAAUUUUCUGAAGGACUUCAUUCACUUCAGCGGGCCUGGGUGGCUGGUAAGCAUUGCGUACGUCGACCCCGGAAAUUACCAAGCCGAUAUUCAAGCGGGAGCUACCACCCGAUACAACCUUCUUUUCACACUCUUUUGGACCUCGCUUUUGUCAAUAUACGUUCAAGUACUUUGCGUCAGAUUGGCGUUGUAUGGGAAGCUCAAUUUAGCUGAAGCACAAGCAAAAUACAGCGCCAAGACCAACGCAUGGUUAAGAUACUUUGAAUGGUUCAUCGCAGAGUUCAGUACCAUAAUCACAGAUUUACCGGGUAUUGUAGGCUUUGCAAUUGCUGCGAGGUUUUUCUUUGACGUCCCUUACAUUGUCGGACUGCUCUUCAGUCUUCUCACAACAAUGGUGUUCCUUUCAACGCUCAACUCUGGGUUCAAGAUAUUGGAGGGAAUCAUUUGCAUCUUUGUUGGGAUUAUGUCAAUUGCAAUAUUCACGGAAAUGGCUACUGUUCAACCUAGUGGGUCAGAUAUAAUGAGGGGGUGGAUGCUUGGAUUUUUGGAAGUAAAACAAGAUGAUAUCUUCAGCAUAGCUGGAAUCAUCGGGGCUGUCGUAAUGCCACACAACUUGUAUCUACAUUCGGGGGAUUUGAAAUCACGGUCGUUCGCAAUUAAGCAAUCGCCGGAUGUGAUUGACAAGGCCGCCUUCUAUUGCUCUAUUGAGCCAAUUGCUCCUAUUUUGAUUUCAUUUUUCAUCAAUUUGGCGGUUGUAGCUGUAGCCGCUGAAACAGUGUAUGGUUCAGAUGACGCAAGCAAAGUCGGGUUAACUGACUUUUGCAACUACUUUCAGAGUCUUCCAAAUGGUUGCUUUCUAUGGGCUGUUGCUCUCUUGGCAGCAGGACAGAGUGGUGCUAUCACAACUACGUACACUGGACAGUACGUCAUGGAUGGGUUUCUCAACCUCCAAAUACCGCUUGCCUUAAGGGCAAUCAUUACACGCUUGGUUGCCAUUACUCCAAGUAUCCUUGUGUGUCUGUUGGUUCCUGAUAAACUGAACGAACUCGUAAAUGUCGUCAACGCACUAUUGGGAUUCCUUCUCCCCUUCGCCUUCACACCUCUGGUGAAGUACAAUUGUGAAGAAAGGGUCAUGGGCAAAGGCAAUGCGUCGAAAGGGUUCGAAAAGGCGUUGCUCUACAUGUUUGCUCUAUUGGUGUGGGCUAUCAAUGCUGUCACUUUGUCAAUACCUGGAGGUGGUUUCUUUGGCGAAGUUGUGCCGAAUAUGGAAAUGUCAAUCAGCAAAGCACUGCUGAUUGCGUUGCAAAUGUUCUUGCAAAUAGGUUAUGCAUGGUGGAACUUCAAAACGCUGUUUGAAAAUUUGGAUAAAACAGAUGAUGUUGAGGAAAUGGAUGCAAGCAGCCAAGAGCUGGUGCCCAUGGGGCGUGAACAGGGCGAGUUAACGUAG
Messenger RNA from Cylindrotheca closterium, 1560 nucleotides. The record is from the annotation of a GenBank genome assembly. NCBI's taxonomy places the organism in Eukaryota, Bacillariophyta, Bacillariophyceae, Bacillariales, Bacillariaceae.